GUCGCGAGUGUGGGGUCAUCUCUGCUUUGCGUGUUUUGCCGCCAAAAUCUUACUGAGUUCGAUCAUCGGAAACGAGAAAGCUAUUGAAAGCUAUCUCAUCAUUCUCAUCUUGCACAGACCAGCAUCGACGCUCGUCAGUUUUCCUUGAUCGAUAGGCUGAGCAAUUACGUUCGGAUAACAAGUGUUUUCAAAAUGACAUCGAUAAGAAAUUGGACGCCGGAAUACUUUGUCGCGAAUCAGUCGGAAUGUCAGCGGGUUUUAGAAGAUCCGGGUGUACUUACGGAAAUACCUUUAUUGAACAACGUUCAAUCGCAUGAAAUCAAGGAUAAAGAGUUGGUCAGAUUCCGAGGGAUGAUUCAGGAUAUGUAUAAUCCUGAAUAUUAUUUAAAGGAGUAUGAAGUGAAGAAUACAGACACUGGGAAUAUUGAUGUUAGAUGUGGAAUGUAUAUGGAUUUUGCUCGAUGUCUGCCACAUGAAGAGAUAUUGUUGUAUUCCAACAAGAAUAAAAACUCGGAAAGACAAACUUACAUUGUAAUCUCUAUACCUGGGUUAAAUGAUUGGGCAAAAGAAAGAACUACAAGUAUUCACACGUCUGAUACGACACAUAAUAACAGUAUUGGAAACAGUAAAAGAAAUCUGGAUAAUAAUGAUUUAGAGGAAAUGGAUUGUUCGGAACCUGUUACAAAAAAAGAGAAAGUCUUGGAUAACAAUGAUGUAAAUAUGAGCGGCGCUCAUUGCAGUACAAAAACUCCAAGUAUGUUAUCAGAAGAUCACAUAUUGAAUUUUCCGAUCCCAAUCGAUGGAGGAAAGUCUUGCAUAGUAAAGAUUUACGAUGGAAUUAUUUUAAAACUGAACCAAGUUAUCGACGUGAUAGGGUUCAUAUCGUUGGAUCCAAUGUUAAGUACAAUUCAUGGUUCAGAUGAUGAAAUGAACGAUGCUGAGAUACAUACUCAUAAUCCUCCUGCUUCCCUGGUACCUCGGUUGCACGCAGUAAAAAUAAUCGAGCUAACAAAACCUACAAUUGUAAAUGGUCCGGAAAUUAUAUCUAAAGCGCAGCUGAUCAGGAGUGAUUUGCACAUAAUGUUGAGUCAAUUGCUGUUUGGAGAUAACUUAGCUGCGGAUUACUUCAUAUGCCACUUGCUCUCUACAAUAUACAUGAGGAGAGAUUAUUUCUGUCUUGGUGCAUUUCCGCUGAAUAUAACGAAUUUUCCAGCGAGUAAAUUAAAGAUUUUUCCAAAAGAGUUUUAUAAUUUUUUAACGUUAUUGGUAAGGAAGAGCCACUUCUUGGAAGUGACUUUGGAAAAUUUGAACGAACUAGCUUUAAUCCCGAAGAAAGAUUACGAAUGCAAUAGACUGACGAGUGGUGUUCUCCAACUGAGCAAUAAUACACACCUUGUGAUAGACGAAACAAGCUUAAACACUGGUACACUUACCGCGACCGGCAAAGAGAAUUACAAGUGUCUCUCUGAUUUACUCAUGUUUCAAAAACUGACAUACGACUUCAAGUAUUACACGAUGGAAUACGAAACGGACAUGCCAAUUCUAAUCUUUUCUGAUGUAAAAUCAUUUAUUCCUUGUCCCAUACAGAUUAUUUUAAAUGUUGAUGCGGACUCGGAAAAUUUAUAUAAUCAGGUAGUUGAAGCCGCACAUCAAUACUUGAAGGACGAGAGUCGAUUGGCGAAUAUUCGCCAGUACAUAGAAACUUUGAGGCAUGCAGAAUUUGUUUUCAACGAAGAAGUUACAGAAGUUAUCCAAGAUGAUUUUGUGAAAAUGCGCAGUGCAAACAAGAAUAUAGAUGCAGACAAUUUACACACAUUAAUGGUUUUCGCUAGACUGAUGUCCUUGUCUUAUGGGCAAACAACGCUGGAUACAGAAUGCUGGAAGAAAACUGUGCAAUUGGAAAUGGAAAGAAUGAGCAGGUUGCCACAGCGCAGAAGGUAAUCGUGGGGCCCAAAAAUGAAUCGUAAUAGCGAUUGUACAUUAAGUCAUAUAAUACAGAUAUUUAUUUUCUACGUAACUUUGUAAUUAUCUUAUUAAUGUAAAAAUUAUGUACCAUUUUAUAUACAUACAUUUUUUAUAUUGUUAAUUACUCUAUGAAACAGGACGGAAAUUUAAUUCAACUUGUAUUUAUAUACAGGCAAAGAUCAUAUAGUUACUUUAGUAAAUAAAAUUUUACUAAUGAAUAUUA
Messenger RNA from Solenopsis invicta (red fire ant), 2188 nucleotides. Its product is annotated as mini-chromosome maintenance complex-binding protein. The coding region runs from base 193 to 1941 and encodes 582 amino acids. NCBI's taxonomy places the organism in Eukaryota, Metazoa, Arthropoda, Insecta, Hymenoptera, Formicidae. Gene Ontology annotation, biological process: DNA-templated DNA replication. Gene Ontology annotation, molecular function: chromatin binding. The record is from RefSeq and is a predicted model, not a curated record. The transcript is spliced from 8 exons.